Messenger RNA from Kwoniella shivajii, 993 nucleotides. RefSeq lists its product as uncharacterized. The transcript has 4 exons. NCBI's taxonomy places the organism in Eukaryota, Fungi, Basidiomycota, Tremellomycetes, Tremellales, Cryptococcaceae. The record is from RefSeq and is a predicted model, not a curated record. The coding region runs from base 1 to 993 and encodes 330 amino acids.
AUGCCACCAGUCGGUCAGCCAGAAUGGCAAAAUGUAAUCAAAGAGAGACUAAUGGCUAAGCAGCUAGACAACGAGGUGUACAAAGAUAUGGUGGAUCAAUAUCGACGACUGGCUAGGACUGCUCGAGAGCUGAAAAUCCGUAAUAGAGCUCUACUGAAAUCUGGUGGUGGAUCGACGAGUUCGGAAGGAUCAUCCGCUCUGCUCACUCAUUUGGACGCCCAAUUGACUUCGCUCAGAUCUGAGCUAUCUACAUUGUACCGAACUCAGGCUGCAUCCCAAAAUAAGCAACUAUCAAUGGCCGAUGCCCUCAGAGAUCGGGAUGAGGAGGUCCGAGGGUUAAGAGAUGAAUUGAGAGAGUUGAGAGAUCAUCGAGAUGCGGUCUUGCGGAAAGAUAGAGAUUGGGAAGAAAGGUGGAGAGUGAGGAAUAAAGAUAUGGAGACGCUUAAUGAUGAAUUACUGUCACUCAAUCUGGAACUAUCCUCAUUAUCCGAUCAGAAUACACUACUCCGAGCAGAUAAUGCUAAUUUACUACAAAGAUGGAUUGAUAAGAUGAACCUUACGGCUGAAGAGAUGAAUGAAGAAUUCGAGAAAGAGAUGAAAGAGAACGAAGCUUCCCAGGAUGAUGAUGAUGAUGGUGGCGGUGGUGCUGAAGACAAUGGAGAGAUCAUCGUUUCACCUUCAAGCUCAGGUAUCUUAGAAGAAAAUGGGAAUAAACGUAAGGCGGAUAUAAAAGGCAAAGGAAAAGCGAUUCCAGCCUCAACAUCGAUUUCAAGCUCGACCUCAGGACUAAAGUCUACGUCAACAUCCACACCAUCUAAAACGAGUAAAGCAAAAACGACCACACUCAAAACGCCGGCGGCAGCGCCUACAGCUUCUUCAAUCAACAAAGCAAGAUCUAUAUCUUCCAUCAAAAGCAGAACGACAACUCCAGGAUCUGCUACAACUUCAACACCCACUCCGUCAAUCAGGAGUAAAACAGGAAAGGAUUUUUGA